Messenger RNA from Owenia fusiformis, 775 nucleotides. The record is from the annotation of a GenBank genome assembly. Lineage: Eukaryota; Metazoa; Annelida; Polychaeta; Sabellida; Oweniidae.
CCAGUUGAUAAUUCAUCAAUACGCUACAGCGUUCUAAUAUGAGAGAAGCUAAUACGAAAUCUUAGGGUAUUACAGAACCUAAUUGUGAAGUAUAGUGAAGUACAAUAUUGUCACAUCAUAUGUGUCUGUUAGUGCCUCUAGUAAUAGCUAGAUACAUACAGGGGAAGUAGUAUACAGAGAAAAAUCAGCAAUUACUAAAGAAAUGUGUCAGGUUCUCACUCUGGCUGUAUGUUUAUUUGCUGGUCACCUAACAGCACACAAUCACCAUGGCAACCAUGCUCAAGUGCCACCUGUACCUGGAUCUGAUGCAACACACAAUGUUGACAAGAUACAUGACUUCCAUGAUCCCACCAAAGAUUCAAAUCAUAUUAAGGAGCACUAUGAAGGUAUAGCCAACUUGGAUGAGGCCAACAUGACAGCAGAAGAAUUAGAAUUCCAUUAUUUCAAGCAACAUGACUUUGACAAUGACAGCAGGCUUGAUGGUUUGGAGAUUCUCUCUGCACUGACUCAUCUGAUGCCAUCUGAUAUAGAUGAACGUAAGGAAGGUGAAACUGUUGAAGAUCUCAAGGCUAAACAAGAGGAAACAUUCCAAUAUUAUGUUGACAUAAUAGACACUGUACUUGAGGAAGAUGACAUCAACAAUGAUGGUUAUAUGACAUAUCCAGAGUAUGUCAUUGCAAGACGUAGAGAUGAGGCACGUGAGGCGAAACAGGAGAAGGAAGAGAAAGAGAAAGAGGCCAAUGAAAAGAAGGAAAAUAAAGGAGCUGAUUUAUAG